UUUCAUCUUACGUGAGCGGAAGCAGUCUCGUCGACGAACUUGAUAUUUUAAAAAAGUGUACUGAUUAUAAUAAUAAACUGUAAUAAAAAUGAAACAUGAACAGAAUGGCAACUCCAAUGGCCAAUGCGAUGAUGAGUCCAUCACCGAGCCGGAGCAUAUGAGAAAGUUGUUCAUUGGUGGUCUGGAUUACCGCACCACCGAUGAAAAUUUAAAGGCGCACUUUGAAAAAUGGGGCCAAAUCGUAGAUGUGGUUGUGAUGAAAGAUCCCCGUACGAAACGCUCGCGCGGUUUUGGCUUCAUCACGUACUCGCAUUCGACCAUGGUGGAUGAAGCUCAAAAGGCACGUCCGCACAAAAUCGACGGCCGCGUGGUUGAGCCUAAACGUGCGGUACCGCGUCAAGAUAUUGAUUCACCUAAUGCUGGUGCAACGGUGAAGAAGCUUUUUGUGGGCGCACUAAAGGAUGAUCAUGAUGAGCAGAGUUUGCGUGAUUACUUCCAACAUUUUGGCAAUAUUGUUGACAUAAAUAUUGUCAUGGAUAAGGAGACAGGCAAAAAACGUGGCUUUGCCUUUGUUGAGUUUGACGACUACGAUCCCGUGGAUAAAGUUGUGUUACAAAAACAACACCAACUUUGUGGCAAAAUGGUGGAUGUAAAGAAAGCCCUGCCAAAGUCAAAUGAUAUGGGUGGUGGUGGCGGUAAUCGCGGACAAGGUGGUGGCCGCGGAGGUGGUGGCGGCAAUCGGGGUGGAAGUAUGGGUGGUGGUAACAUGGGCGGCGGUGGUAACUUCGGUAACCAGAAUGGAAACUGGGGAAAUCGUGGUGGCAGCGAUAAUUGGGGAAAUAAUAACUUUGGCGGUGGAUAUGGCGGCAACAAUGGCGGUGGCAGCAACAACUGCUGGGGUAAUAACGGACCUUGGGAUAACAAUUGGGGCAAUAACGGUGGCAACUUUGGCGGCGGCGGCGGUGGUGGCGGCGGCAAUUGGGGUAACAACAGUGGUGGUGGCAAUGAUUUUGGCAACUAUCAACAAAGCUACAGCGGCGGUCCACAACGCGGCGGCAAUUUCAGCAACAGUCGCAUGCAACCAUAUCAAAGUGGUGGCAACUUUAACAAAGCAGGUGGUAAUUUAGCAGUGGCUCAGACUCAGUUUAUGCCCGAAAAUCAAAGUCAAGUAAACGCGAAAUAUAUGAACCACAAUACAUAAGCUGCCUAAGAAGAAGUUUUCCCAAGAACAACAUAACAAUAUCUUGACAGAAGUAAAUAUCAGGAUCAGUGCAGUGCAGAGCAGAGCAGUGUCAGUCAAAUUCAGUACAAGUACAGAGCAGAGGCAAUGUGUGUGUGUGCGUGUGUGUAUGUGUUAGUGGUGCGUUUUUAUGGUUAAGAGCGAUCAGAAGAGCAGGCGCAGCAUCAGCCAUCAGCAUCAGAGCAGAAAUAUUAAAGAUAUACAUAAGAGCAUCGCGAUCCUCACACACAUAUAUACACACACGCGCGCAUCAAGCAGUACACGUACACACAUCAGCUGGCCAGGAUUCGAUCUUAAUUUUGCACAGUUAUGAUACGAUACUAUAUACGAUACUUUAUAUACCACACCACCAUCACUUCAAACUUAUAUAUCAAUAGCAUUAUAAACAUAUUUUAUAUAGAAAACGUCCCCAAUAAGCAUAUUGUAACAUAGCAUGUGUCAUAUAUAAGUUCAGUUGAAAUCGAAAAAAAAAAAAAAGAAAACAGGAAUUUUAUGUAUCCCCCUUCGUGAAAGCUUAAUUUAAAAAAGCAACAAUCUAGCAAAAGAAAUUAUACACUUAUAUCUAGUAUAUUACUUAAAUUUAUAAACUUCAAGGCGGCAAUCGAAAAUUUUGUAGCCCACCCUCAUAAAUGGUUGAAGCUGGUUGCCGUCUACAAUUUCUGAUAAUCAGUGCAAAAACAACACAUGUAUUAAUAUUAUCUUCUCUAAGCUUAAGUUUCAGUAAUUUUAAAUGAAUAGAGCGCGCGCGAUCUCUAGUUUUUCAAGAGUCGUGCGCCAUCUUAGCAUUAAUAAUCAUAAAUAAUAUUAUGUAUUUU
Messenger RNA from Drosophila busckii, 2055 nucleotides. RefSeq names its product heterogeneous nuclear ribonucleoprotein A1 (gene Hrb98DE). The record is from RefSeq and is a predicted model, not a curated record. NCBI's taxonomy places the organism in Eukaryota, Metazoa, Arthropoda, Insecta, Diptera, Drosophilidae. The coding region runs from base 89 to 1201 and encodes 370 amino acids. Gene Ontology annotation, molecular function: RNA binding. The transcript has 4 exons.